AUGAAUCCUAUCGAUGAUCAAGCAAAUCUCUCUCCUCAACAAGGAACAUGUUCAUCACCUUACAUAAAUCCUCAAUAUUCAAAUUUAAAUGAUCUUGAUGACAUCGAUGACGACGAUGAUGGUGAUGACGAUUGUCUUGAUUCAAUCGAUGAUAUUCAACAUAUUCUUCAAACAUUUGGUAACAAUGAUGCAUCAACAUUAACAAUUGAUUAUUUUGAUUCGCGUCGUUAUGAAAUUAUGUUUGAAAUAAUGAAUGUUGAAAAACAAUUUGAACAAUUAAAAACCAUUCUCUAUGAUGAAAGUGUUUCAUUAAUUGAUCAGAAAUUACUCUCCAUACAGAAUGAAGAAGCUCCUGAAUAUAAAGAGGAAUUAAAAAAACUUUACGAUGAUAUGGAACUACGUUUAGAGAUAGCUAAACAACGACGUCAUAUCGAAUUGGAAUCAUUAGAAAAUUCUUAUCAAGCUGAACUAUUAAGUUUAAAACAGACAUUAGAAAAUGAUAAAUUUCUUGUAUAUCAUCAAAUGAAUGAAGAUAUUCAAAGAAAAAUUGAUGAACUUGAAACAUUAAAAAGUAAAACACAAGUUUGUUCAAAUAUUUUACAAGAAAUGUUUCCACAUAAUCAACAAAAAUUAAUUUCACCAAAUAAAAAACGUUUCGAUUCACCCGAAUCUUCAAAAGAAAAUAAAAAACAACGAAAGAUAAAUUAUUUUAAUGGUUCAGUUAAAACAAUGGAUAAAGACAAUUUGGCUAUUUUCUAUCAACUAUCAGACAUUGAUAUUAUUGAAGAUUGGGCUGUUAUACAAUCAUCAUUAAACGAAAGUGAUCAUUAUAAUGGCAUUGACGAUGCCAACAACGACGACGACGACGACGAUGAUGAUAAUGUUGAUGACACGAGUCAAAUGAAUAUUCACUCUUUUAAACAGGAACAAUUUGAUUAUGAUGAAAAUCGUGUUUAA
Messenger RNA from Rotaria socialis, 957 nucleotides. The record is from the annotation of a GenBank genome assembly. Lineage: Eukaryota; Metazoa; Rotifera; Eurotatoria; Philodinida; Philodinidae.